Molecule: messenger RNA, 2373 nt
Organism: Labeo rohita (rohu)
Lineage: Eukaryota; Metazoa; Chordata; Actinopteri; Cypriniformes; Cyprinidae
Exons: 5
Coding region: 93-2135 (680 amino acids)
Source: RefSeq, a predicted model, not a curated record
AUUCCCAUUGAGACAUAGCCCAAAGCUAUCAAGUGAGAAGACUACAACAGAAGUUGGUAGUUAUUCUGUCUUUUUGGGUGCCUUGUUUAACCAUGGAUUCCACAUACUACUUAAGGUUUCUUUUUGCCUUGUUCCCUGCUUAUGCAACCUGUUUGGGGAAUUAUGAAGGGCGCUUGCCAACCGCUAAUUUGCAAGGAGUUUCAGCCCAUACUUUUCCUGUGAUUGGCCCUGAGGUGAAACAAAUGGGAAACCUGAAUAACCCCGUUUAUAUUUCUGCUCGCCUGCCCCACCAUCGAGGCACCCACGGAAGUUAUGAUGCUCAUACAGAAAGACUGUUUACAGGAUCAAACGUGAAAUCAGAUUCAAAGGAUUGUCAGACUUCUGCCAAAACUGACAAUCAAGACAAUCAUAUGAUUACCUACAAGCCUUCUGCUUCUGUUCCAAAAUAUGACUUGUCAGGUUUUGGUCAGCCCUCUGUUCAGUAUGAGUCUCAUGCAUCAGCUGAUCACUUCAAAAACAUGCAGCCUGGUAGCCAGCUGGCUUCUGCUACUUCUCAAAGCAGGUCCACCUUGAUGAGAACCCUAAAAGUACCUGAACCAAACCCUUUAAAAUCCUCUAGAGGUGAAUCUAGUUUUGAGGUGGCUAAAACUGUUGGAUCUAACGAGGUCUUUGUCGUAAAGCCUCCUAAAAGCACACAUGGCCAAAUGGAAUUCACCUCUGGAGUUAGUAGAGACCCACUUGUAAGAGGCCCUAUCUCAAGCCUGAUUUCCCAUCAGCAUAGUUCAUCCCAGGGUACUAGCAAUGUCCAGACAGCCAGUAGCAGUUAUGGACCAUUUUUGAGGGGAGUCCCUGUGUAUUCAAGUAUGAAUUCAAGAAAACCCCCUCACAGUGGACUUAAAUACACUGAGGCCAAGCCUUCAGUUGUUAGCUCGGGGCCAAUCUUUCUAGUUCAAGGUGGAGUAAGUGCUCAAGGUCUUGGGGGCUUUAGUGGGCCUCCAGAUUCAGUAAAACCACCUGGAGUUCCCAGUCAUGUUGACCCCUAUCAAGCCAGUCAGAUCUCUAGAGAUACCAGAUUGACUUCCAGCAGUCAGAGCAAUUCAUGGAAUGAACCUCUUCAGCACUCCAUGAGUGGAACUCAACACAGACCCAGCUCUGAGCCAAGAAAACCCUCCAAAAGUGACUGUAAGGACAAUGUUGCUCAAUCUUCAAUUGUCAGCUCUGGUGGGAUACUACUUAAGGCUCCAGAAAGUUCUCAGAGAAACAAGUUACCACCUAACUAUGAAAGUACUCGCCCCAAAUUCCAGCAGACCUACAAUAUCCCUGGUCAACCUAGCCAAAUCUUUAAGCCCACGUACCCCUCUCGAAGCGGGGCUCAACGUGAUGCGACCAAGUCCUCAAUUGCCAGUUCUGGUGCCAUCCAUAUAAUACAGGCUCCUGCAAAUGUUCAAAACAGAGCAGAAUUCAAUAGACCCAAAGUUCAUCAGCGCUUUCCAGAGCGCAAAGUACCAUUUGCCCCUGGUCAGUCUGCUCCUCAAUACCAGCCUUUUGAAGCGAACCAGAAUAUCAGAAAUGUCCAACCAGCCACUAGUACUUAUGCCAGCUCUUCCCAGACUGGGUAUCAGGCCGUCUCCUCUGUGAAGGGAACCUCAUACAGACAAAGUUCAGUGCCCUUAAAGCCUUCUAAAAGUAAAUUGGGAUUCAGUGCAACUAAGCCCAGUAUUGCUGGAAUGAAUGAGAUCAAUACAGUCCACGUUAGGCCUAAUAAACCACUGACAAGCAGCUUUGGUAGUUUUCAGAACCAAUGGGCUUCUGGUGACCUCAGCAGUGGUGCUUUCCAAAGUUCCCAUGGCCAGAGGCCAGGUCAAAAUGUACAAAAGCCUGUUAGUUCUUCAGCCCACUGUUCCACAGGAGUCCAAAGUCAAGAUGGCACCAGACUUAUUACUGCCAUUCCAAGUGGGUUCGGCCAAGGCGCCAUCCGAAGGAUUUCUCCUACACGUUCCAGCAGCUACAGACAAGCUGAGCAAGUUAACAGUUUGGAUUUCUUGGCCUCCAAGUGUGAAGGGACCCAAAAUAGCCCUGAAGGUCUUGAUCAACAGGGCCAAGUCAGAUUCCAGGAUGUGAACCCCUCCAUCUAGAAGCCGUUUUCAACGUCUGCUAUAAACCUUGAUUAGGUGUGUGUUGGGGGGCUGUCAGUCAUCAGGCUCCGGUCUCUGCAAGGACUACAGGAUGCUCUGACUGAUCCAGUGCGUUGCUGUUCAGUGAUCAUUGAAACUGUGGACACAGGGAACUGUCCUGGCAAUUUAUGACUCUAUUCUUGAUGCACCACCCUUUCAAAGACUCUACAUUUAAUAAACUUGACUUUAAACUUACAAA